Messenger RNA from Clupea harengus (Atlantic herring), 2122 nucleotides. RefSeq names its product mannose-6-phosphate receptor (cation dependent) (gene m6pr). Gene Ontology annotation, molecular function: protein domain specific binding. Gene Ontology annotation, biological process: protein targeting to lysosome. Lineage: Eukaryota; Metazoa; Chordata; Actinopteri; Clupeiformes; Clupeidae. The record is from RefSeq and is a predicted model, not a curated record. Gene Ontology annotation, cellular component: endosome; Golgi apparatus; trans-Golgi network.
CUUGUGCAGCGAGUCACAUGCGCCAGAGAUGCGAUGUUUAGUUUCACUUCCGCAUUUGGGUUCCUUGUUAUAGUACGGUUAAGAUACAUAUUGAGAGCCAGUUGAUUGGAAAUUAAACUAACUUGUAUUAGAUAAUGACAUUGUGUAACCUUUGUCGAGCUCUCAGUUUUGGAAUGACAAAUCAUAACUAAUAACACUGUAGCCACGAACAAAGCAAACUGGAAGCGUGUAACGUCAUUUGAGCGUCGUUGUAACGGCUUUUUCUUCUACAACCUUAUUGAAUGUAACGUGCUACACUACUGUUCAACAAAGUAGUAAUUCAGGUUUCCAUGACCGCAUUUAGAAUCAUGUCGCUGGUCGUGGCGGUGGCCUUUCAGCUUAUGUUGUUGGUCGGGGGAGGGCAAGCGAGCAAUAAUACGAAGAACUGCAAGCUGGGCACGGAAUAUGAAAAAGAGCAAGCUGCUCUCAAGCUACUUGAACCGCUCACAAAUACCACGUAUUCUGUUACGGAGAAGGUGGGUGAAGAGAGCUACACCUACCUGUUCCAAGUGUGUGGAGAUGUAGAUGGGGUGAAAGGUGGUGGACUUGUCCAGAAGGACAACAACAAAAAAACAGUUGUGAUUGGAAGGUACAAUACCACACAGGCCAUUGCUGGAAGUGACUGGGUGAUGCUCACCUAUGGACACGGAGAGAAGUACGAUCUGCACUGCUCCAAGGAGAAAAGGAGAGCAAUAAUUAUGAUUUCUUGCGACAGAAAUGUUGCUGCGGGCCCCCUGAAGGUGGUGCUAGAGAACAGGGAACGCGCUGAAGACUGCUUCUACCUGUUUGAGAUGGAUUCCAGCGCAGUCUGUCCUGUUUUGUCCUCAAAGCUGAGUGCUGGCUCUGUUCUACUCAUUAUAGGCUUCUGUUGCUUGGCGGUGUAUCUGAUUGGAGGAUUCCUCUAUAUGCGAUUGGUUGUUGGGGCUAAAGGGGUGGAGCAGUUCCCACACUAUGCCUUCUGGUCUGAGAUUGGCAACCUGACAGCGGACGGCUGUGAUUUUGUUUGCCGUUCCCGUGGCAACCGUCAGGCACCACCCACAUACACUGGCGUGGCAACGGAACCUCUGGGGGAGGAGCCUGAGGAGAGGGAUGAUCACCUCCUCCCCAUGUGAUUGCGUGGUAUGGAACGCAUGCGAAACGGCAGUGCUUUGCAGUGACAUCUAUUUUGUUUUUGGUACCGACUCAGAAAACACAACAACCGGAGUGGUUAGACCAGGUCUUCGAGGGCUAACAUCGUUGAAUGGCUCUCAUCACUGCUCUGCUAUGCCUGGGUUUCCUCAUAACUUGGCAAUGGCACUAGUUUUGAGAACUGAGUGGGGGGAAAAUGCACUGAAGAGAAGCACUUAAGUGAGCACUUGAUACAGUUUCAGGGAGAAUGAUGCAUUGUAGACUGGGCUCUGACCAAAUGUUAGUUUUCCAACCUGUUACACUUUUUGUUUGACCAGCUUUAAAUAUUGUGCAAUUUAAAUAAACUGGGGUUUUUUUUGUGUGCAAGUUAUGAUAAUUAUGAUGGAAAACAAAGCUGUGGCAGUGGUCAGUUCAAGGUUCACAACAUUGCUCAACUGGGGAGCCAGUUGCAGGCUGACAUACCAGAUGUUUUUUGUUAAAUACUUAAAUACUUAACUUUGCCCCAUACUGUUCCAUACAGCUCUUUGCUUUUUACCUCUUAUUUCUCUCCUCAAAACCCCACAAAUAUGUAGAUGAAUACAUAUGCUGUACAUUAUGGUUUUUAAAAGCUUUUUCAUACUUUCUAGCAAAUAUAUAAUUCCACCAGGUUUAAGAUUCUCUUGCGCAGUCCCAGGAUGUCACCCUGGCAAUGAAGCACAGUACAGCAAAGCACAAGGACCACUGGAUCAUGUGUUUUCUAGAUGAACAUGAACUACCCAGGCUUCCAAGGUUGAGUCUCUGAGUCUAAACUGAAUUCUGUGCUCUGGGUCUGGAACCAUUUAAACCAGGUAGAAUUUUGAACUGACAGCUUGUUUUCAUGAUUUCUUGCAGAGAAGAUGUGUGUGCUGUUUUUUUUGCCUUUGCAUUAGAAAUGGGUAAUAUGAAUAAAGUGUGUUUAGAUACAAUGUCAAGCGAA